AACUUGUCUCUAAAUUCUGGAAACCUCAAAACGACACCAAGCUCCAAGUCCGCCGCAUCUCCUCUCGACGUCGUCGACCUCCAAAACGUCUUAACCCAACAAGGAACUGGUGCUUCCAGGUUGCUGCAACACCUCUUCGAAACUAGAAGGGAUUUUUGUGGUUCCUUCACUGUGAGCUCUCUGUCCUUUGUCCUGGAAUCGGUUCCCACUCGACCCAGAUGGCACAUUGAGACGGAAUCGCUUCAAUCUGAACUCUGCUCAACCUUCCACAAAUCCAACCUCGAACUUUCGUCCUCUGUUUAUUGUUUAUUGUUGGAAAAAAUGGCAUCUAGCUCAACCACUAUUCUUUGGAAUGCACCUGAGUUAGAAAAAUUCAUUAGUCUGAUGAUUGAUAAUGUGAGGAAUGAUCAAAGGACCAAAUCGACAUUCACUAAAGUUGGUUGGAAUAACAUCAAAUCUGGACUAGAAACUUUUCAACGUCCUUUUAGAAAGGAACAACUCCAUAAUAAGAUGAACAAAUUACGGGGUAACUAUAAUAGCUUCAAGCAACUAUUGGAGACAACGGGAUUUGGCUGGGACUCAAACACCAGGACUGCUACAGCAGAAGAUUCUGUUUGGGAUCUGGCUGUAAAGGAAAACCCAGUUUGGGCCAAAUACAGAAAGAGUGGUCUUCCAUGGUGGCCAGAGUUGCAAGAGAUCUUCUCGAACUCAUGUUCUCGGGGAGGUAGAGGAGUUAAUCCACUUACAACUGUCAUUCCAAGGUCCAUCCACAUUGAUCCUGAUAAUGAGGCUGCGAUACCUAAACAGGUAUCCCCUCCCAAUGUUGGUUUGGAUGAUAUAGAACAUAUUGAUGUUGAUGAGGUCACUCCUACUGCACAGAAACGGAGGCUUGAUAGAACACCUACAGAUCGUAGGGAGAAGAGUUCCUUAAAGCAAAUGAAUACUUCAAUGUGUGACUUUAGAGCGUAUGCUGCCUGGAAAAUGGAACCGAUGUGCAGCACCACUUCGACUCCUGGUGCAGUUUCAUAUGCAUCUGUUACUAAGCCUUUUAUUGAUCCUCUUCUGGAUGGACCUUAUAACAUGAAAAAUUGUCAGAACUUGUUGGACACCAUAACAGAUGUUACACCAGAGAUUACACCAAAGAUUUACGUGAAUGCACAACAAAAAAUUCACAGUGACACUGCUUGGAGAUUAUCAUUUGUAGAAAUGAUUCCUGAAAGAAGGAUGUGGAUCCUGCAAGCGUUAAAAUAGUACAUUUGGGACUUAUUUACAAACAAUUGGUUUUUAAGUGUUUGUUAAGUGACAUCUUUUUUUGUUGUUUGAGUUUGAUUUAACUGUUCUAAGUAAUAGUAUAUUAUGAUCUUGUUUUA
Messenger RNA from Macadamia integrifolia, 1370 nucleotides. RefSeq lists its product as uncharacterized. NCBI's taxonomy places the organism in Eukaryota, Viridiplantae, Streptophyta, Magnoliopsida, Proteales, Proteaceae. The transcript is spliced from 4 exons. The record is from RefSeq and is a predicted model, not a curated record. Bases 322 to 1251 code for a protein of 309 amino acids.